Prorocentrum cordatum is the source of this 3162-nucleotide messenger RNA. Lineage: Eukaryota; Dinophyceae; Prorocentrales; Prorocentraceae. The record is from the annotation of a GenBank genome assembly.
AUGUCUCUCGCCAGCAAGGUGGUUAUUUGCGCUCCGAGGCAGGAUGGCUUCAAGGCGCCCAGGAGCCGCUUGCCCGGGCAAUUGACCGCCACAGUCACGUGGGACACCGGAGCAACAGAGGAGUUGACCUUCGAGUUCCUGCACCACGGGGCGUGGCGCGACGCGUACGUGCGCGCGUCGCGGGAGCUCGUUCUGAAGACCCACCUGGCGCUGGGGACUUCUCACGGAGGUCAGCAGGGGUCUGCCGCGAAUCGGGAGGAGUACGACCUGGCAUUGAGGCAUCCGGCGCUUCCGACGCCUGCGUUGCACGGGUGCUUCGACGUCCAGGUGGGCGGCUGGCCCUUCCAAGUGCUCUUAAUGCAGCGGGCGAGCUUCUCGUUCGCCGAGCUGAUGACGAGCCUGGCCGAGAUUCCUGUGGACGCUGCCAGCGCUCGCCACGUACGCGCUCUCAUCGCCAAAACCAUCGAGGAGAUGGUGAGGCUCGCGGGCGACGAGCUCUGCUACGAGACGUCCGACUGGCACUUCGACAACCUCGGUGCCAUGGGCCGUUUCGGAGAGCUCGCGGCAGUCGUCCUCGUGGACUGGCAAGGGCACGAGCCGGCGCCGCACAAGACGGCGAGGCAGCGGAUGAAAGCUGCAAUUGCCGGCAAGAACGGCGUGAUCAAGGAGCUCGUGCGCGCGCGGUUCUUCGAGUCUGGUGGGCGCUUUGCCGCGCAAUGGCGGGAUGAGAUCCAUCGCGCGGGCCUUGCAGUUCAGGCCUGGUGGUCGUGCUGCACGUGGUUCCCGACUCCGGGAGACUUGGCCAAGCUGCGGGACGCCCUGGCCGCGGGCCCGCCAGGCGACGAGACGCGGGAGCAGCGGCAGCUCGUCUUGCCGCCGGCAGGGCCGCCGCCUCCCGCGGCGUCACACAGGGGCCCCGGGUCGCUGGUUCCCGGGGCGCCAGCAGCCGCUUCCGAACUCGCCCCGCCGCCCCCGUCGCAGAGACCCGCCGCCGCGGCCGCAGUGGCCGAGGCGGGCUCGACGCGCGUCGCCGCCAAGCCCGCCCCUGCCGCCGAGCCGCCGCAGCGGGCCGCUUACGCACCGCCGCCCUUCGCCGCGUCACCUGCACACGGGUCGCCAGCGGCUGCUCCCGAGCCCGCCCCGCCGCCCGCGUCGCCGAUGCUCGCCGCUGCGGCAGCCGCGUCCGAGGCGGGCCCGACGCGCGUCGCCGCCGAGCCCGCGCCCGUCGCGGAGCCGUUUCAGCGGCGCUGGCGGGCCGCCCGCGAGGCGCCGCCCAUCGCCGGGUCGGCAGCACAUCGGUCGGCAGCGGCUGCUCCCAAGCCCGCCCCGCCGCCCACGUCGCCGGGGCUUGCCGCUGCGGCAGCCGCGGCCGAGGCGGGCCGGAGGCGCAUCGCCACCGAGCCCGCACCUGCCACGGGGUCGCCGCAGCGGACCGCCGGCGAGGCGCCGCCAUCCGCCGCGUCGGCUGCCCCUGGCGCGCCAGCGGCUGCCCCUGAGCCCGCUCCGCCGCCUGCGCUGCAGAGGCACGGCGCCGCGGCCGCAGCGGCGGGGCCGCCGGGGCCGCCGCCGCCGGCCGUUCGCGAGGCACUGGCCGCCUCGCUCUCAGAGGGCCCACCGAAGAGGCCGAGGCUCCCCGAGCCGCCGCUGAACUUCUACCACGACACGCCUCCGGUCUCUCCAACGCCCGCCCCAAUGGUGUCUGAGGCGUCGCGCCGGCACAUCGCCCACGUGUCGCAGCUCUACUUGCACGGCCUCAAGGUCACCGACAGGUCGAUGCCCUUGCUGGACCGGCAGCGCGAAAACGUCUGGGUGCCGGACGUGGCCCCCCACGCCAUCGACAGAAAGAGCUUCUCGGCGGCGGCGCACUUGGCGCGUGUCUUCCUUGGCGAGUUUGCGAAGACGACAGGAUUCCGGGAGCGCAUUGCCGACCCGAAGCCUCGGCUGCUCACCGCGGCGGGCGAGGGGGAGUUCAUUGGUCGCCACGCCAAGGGCUUGACCAAGGCAGCGGGCGGGAGGUGGUUCCAGAUGACGCCGCAGGAGCGACUGGCCAUCUUCGACGCGCACCUCCGCCGGGGCCUGUCAACGGCGCCCGCGAGGCACGCGGGGCAUCGGAUGGAGCCCGCGGCCGACGAACGCCCUCGCCGCUGCGAUUGGUUCUCGUCGCCGCAGGCCGCGGGCUUCUACGUGACCGAAGAGGAAACGGCUGGCUUGGUGGGCGCAGUCGCCGCGGUAUACACGUCCGAUUUGGGCGCGCUGAGCGCGGCUGCCUUGCCGCCGAGCGCCCAGCUCCGGCCGCGCGCCGACCUGCCUCUCGUCGCAAUAUGCACUCCCGGCGCUUCCCACGCUCCGUCCAAGGCGAGGCGUGACAACCGGGAGUACUGGUUGUUUCAGGCCGCCAGCGACGGGUGUCUCCCUUGCGUGAAACACUUCCUCGACGUGGAGAACGUCGAUCCCGGCGCCCUGUCUGCCACGCAGAAGUUCACGGCCCUCGACUUUGCCAUCCACGCUCACUCGCGCGGCGUCGCCGGCGCACCUGCCGUCGCCGACUUCCUCCGGACACGCCUGCGCGCCGUCGGCGACGGCGGCGCUUGCCCAAGUGGUGGCGGCAGCGGCCACAUCGCGGCGGCCUCCCUGCCACCUGACGCGCGGCCGCCCUGCAUGCCCGGCGCGCCCCAUCCGCCCAACAGGAAGCGGCGCGGCAGCCGAGUGUGCUGGAUGUACCAGGCCGCCGCAGAGGGGUGCAAGACGUGCGCCCAGUACUAUGUGAAUGAGGAAGCCUUGGACCCCCGCACCAAGUCGGAGAACAUGGGGUACACGGCUUUGGAUUGGGCGACGUGGGCGGCGAGCAAGGGCGUGGACGGCGCAGCAGAGGUGGCAGAGUUCCUACGAGAACAGGCGCCGGAGCUGACGGAGCUGCCAGGGAAGCGCCGCGCACCACAGGCGGCCCGCCGCGACGCAGAAAUGGUUGCGAGGGAGGCCGGGCUCAGCACGCCGCUCCCCGAUAAUGUCGGUGCGCGCAUGAUGGCGCAGAUGGGGUGGGUGGCGGGCCAGGCACUGGGCCCCCGCAGCGACGCGGGCUGGCUGGUGGAGCCCUUGCGGCCAGACACAUCACACCUGGGAGAGAAGCGGCACGGCGUCGGCUACCUGAGCGAGCUCGAGUGA